AUGAAGUACCUUGUCCUCAGAAUGAGGUACCUUCUCCUCAGCGUGAGGAACCUUGCGGUCAGAGUGAGGAACCUUGUCCUCGGAGUGAGGAACCUUGUCCUUAGUAAGAGGAACCUGCCUUCAGAGUGAGCAACCUUGUCGUCAGUGUGAGGAACCUUGUCCUCAGUGUGAGGAACCUUGUGCUCAGAGUUAGGAACCUUGUCCUCACAGUGAUGAACCUUGUCCUCAGAGUGAGGAACCUUCUCCUCACAGUGAGGAACCUUCUCCUCAGAAUGAGGAAUCUUGUUCUCAGAGUGAGUAACUUUGUCCUCAGCUUGAGGAACCUUGUCCUCAUAGUGAGGAACGUUGUCCUCUAGUGACAAGGUUUCUAACUCUGAGGACAAGGUUUCUCACUCUGAGAACAAGGUUCCUCACACUGUAGACAAGGUUCCUCUCUCUGAGGACAAGGUUCCUCACUCUGAUUACAAGGUUUCUCACUCUGAGGACAAGGUUCUUCAAUCUGAGGGCCAGGUUCAUCACACCGACGAAAAGGUUCGUCACUCUGAGAACAAGUUUCGUUACUCUGAGGACAAGGUUCAUCAAUCUGAGGACAAGGUUCCUCCCUCUGGGGGCAAGGUUCCUCACUCUGAGGACAAGGUUCCUCACUCUAGUGACAAGGUUUCUCACUCUGAGGACAAGGUUUCUCACUCUGAGGACAACGUUCCCCACUCUGAGGACAAGGUUCCUUACUCAGAGGACAAGGUUCCUCAUUCCGAGAAGGAAGUUCUUCACUCUGAGGACAAGGUUCCUCACACUGACGAAAAGGUUCCUCACUCUGAGAACAAGUUUCGUUACUCUGAGGACAAGGUUCCUCACUCUGAGGACAAUGUUCCUCUUUCUGAGGGCAAGGUUCCUCCCUCUGAGGGCAAGGUUCCUCACUCUGAGGACAAGGUUCAUCACUCUAGUGACAAGGUUUCUCACUCUUAGACAAGGUUCCUCACUCUGAGGACAAGGUUCCCCAAUCUGAGGACAAGGUUCCUCACUCUGAGGACAAGGUUCCUCACUCUGAUUACAAGGUUUCUGACUCCGAGGACAAGGUUCGUCACUCCGAGGACAAGGUUCCUCAUUCUGAGGACAAGGUUCCUCACUCUGAGGACAAGGUUCCUCACUCUGAGGACAAGUUUCCUCCCUCUGAGGACAAGGUUCCUCACUCUGAAGGCAGGUUCCUCACUCUGAGGACAAGGUUUCUCUUUCUGAGGACAAGGUUCCUCACUCUGAGGACAAGGUUCCUCACACUGCGGACAAGGUUCCCCACUCUGAGGACAAGGUUCCUCACUCUGACGACAAGGUUCCUUACACUGAGGAGAAAGUUUCUUACUCCGAGGAAAAGGUUCCUCACCUUGAGGGCAAGGUUCCUCACUCUGAGAACAAGGUUCCUCUCUCUGAGGACAAGGUUCCUCAAGCUGAGGACAAAGUUACUCACUCUGAGGACAAGAUUCCUCACUCUGAGGACAAAAGUUCCUCACUCUGAAGACAAGGUUGCUCGCUCUGAAGGCAGGUUCCUCACUCUAAGGAGAAAGUUCCUCACUCUGAGGACAAGGUUUCUUACUCUGAGGACAAUGUUCCUCACCCUGAAGACAUAGUUCCUAACUCUGAGGACAAGGUUCGACACUCUGAGGACAUAGGCACUUCACUCUCAGGACAAGGUUCCUCACUCGGAAGACAAGGUUCCUCCGUGUAAAGGCAGGUUCCUCACACUAAGGACAAGGUUCCUGAUUCUGAGGACAAAGUUCAUCACUCUGAAGGCAUGUACCACACUCUAAGGACAAGGUUCCUCACUCUGAGGGCAGGGUUCCUCACUCUGAGGACAAAGUUCCUCACUCUGAGGACAAGUUUCCACACUCUAAGGACAAGGUUCCUCACUCUGAGGUCAAGGUUCCUCAUUCUGAGGACAAUGUUCGUCAGUCUGAGGACAAGGUUCCUCUCUCAGAGGACAAGAUUCCUCACUCUGAGGACAAGCUUCCUUACUCUGAAGACAAGGGUCCUCACACUGAGGACAAGGUUCCUCAAUCUGAAGACAAGGUUCUUCACACUGAGGGCAAGGUUCCUCAAACUGAGAACAAGGUUCCUCAUUCUGAGAACAAAGUUCGUCUGUCUGAGGACAAGGUUCCUCACUCUGACGACAAGGUGCUUCACACUGAGGACAAGGUUCCUCACUCUUAG
Molecule: messenger RNA, 2202 nt
Organism: Paramuricea clavata
Lineage: Eukaryota; Metazoa; Cnidaria; Anthozoa; Malacalcyonacea; Plexauridae
Source: the annotation of a GenBank genome assembly